AUGAGUGCUAUUGCGCGUCAGGAAUCUCAUGUUAAGGAGAGUUUAUUUCAGUUUAUUGAAAAAAAUAUCCCCUCAGCGGACGUAAGUGCAAUAGAUGAUAUUGUACUUGCGUAUGUAAUUUCUAUCUUGGAGGAAGCUUCCCAGGAUCCUUGCUUUGAUGUCGAAGGCUUCAUAGAAAUGAUGUCUGCCUACAUCCCGAAGUUUGCCACCAUUGAACCGGGAAUGGUGUGUUCGUGGGUCCUAGAACUAGAAGCUGAAUUGACUCGGAGAGAUGGCUCCGAUACAAUGUCCAACCACGAUGAUUCAACCGGCAGUGAUAAAAUAAGUCUAACACUUCAAAGGAUGAGUGAGAUGCUGCCUUCUGUACCAACGAAGAACAAUCGGUCUUCAUCUCGUUCCCACUCCACGUCUGAGAGUUCGGAGGGCGCUGACCGUAGGUCUUCUAUUAUAGAAGAGGAAUACAGUGAGCAAUGCCGGGCGCUGCACGAGAUGUUCCCCAACACAUGCGCUAUGGAGAUCAAGCAUUGCGUAUCUAUAGCGUGCGGGGACGCAGAGCGCGCGGCCGCGACGUUGUUACACCGUCGCGAACAAGGCCACGCACUCACUUCGCUACACUCAACACGACACACGACACUGUGUGACGACAGCGAACUCAAGAAUAGGAUCAUUGCUAGAUAUUCCUACGUGGACAAGAACUCCGAUACAAAGGAACACAAGCCGCUGGCUCCCAAGUUUGAACCAAAGAAAAUGGUCCGCUACAGAGACAACAAGAUAGUGUCGCUUAAAGGAGAGAGAUUCACUGAGGUACCAAAGUCUGGUAUGGACGAGGAGAAUUUAAAGAAACAAAAAAAACAGCAUUGCCCUUAA
This is a messenger RNA of Danaus chrysippus (African queen), 867 nucleotides long. Lineage: Eukaryota; Metazoa; Arthropoda; Insecta; Lepidoptera; Nymphalidae. The record is from the annotation of a GenBank genome assembly.